AUGAACGCUUCCUCCGGUUCUAAGACGCGCGAAACGGCGGCUUCUACUACAGAGCGUUUGGAAGUAAACCUCAAGCGAGUGUCCAAGUAUUCUAUCAAGCGGAUGAAUGCGCAUGAGGAGAUUGCGGUCAUUCUGGCCCACGAAAAGGACGCUGCUAUCCGCCUGGCUGCAGCUGUUGGAGCCUCGGCGCACGAUGCUGGCUACGUGACGUCGUAUGAUGUGGCACUCGAACAGUGCUGCAGCAUACUGCUGGAACGUCCCUUGUGA
This is a messenger RNA of Phytophthora nicotianae INRA-310, 267 nucleotides long. RefSeq lists its product as hypothetical. The coding region runs from base 1 to 267 and encodes 88 amino acids. The record is from RefSeq and is a predicted model, not a curated record. NCBI's taxonomy places the organism in Eukaryota, Oomycota, Peronosporomycetes, Peronosporales, Peronosporaceae. The transcript has a single exon.